Aureobasidium subglaciale EXF-2481 is the source of this 1236-nucleotide messenger RNA. RefSeq lists its product as uncharacterized. NCBI's taxonomy places the organism in Eukaryota, Fungi, Ascomycota, Dothideomycetes, Dothideales, Saccotheciaceae. The transcript has 2 exons. The record is from RefSeq and is a predicted model, not a curated record. Bases 1 to 1236 code for a protein of 411 amino acids.
AUGGUCGUGCAACUACACAACCACACAAAUGUCAGGCGCAGAGCAACCGAUCGCGCUGGGCAGGUCAACGACCAUUUCAUGGCCCGUGAUGUGCAAGCUCGACAGCAUAUGAGCCUGUCUCAAGCACGCCCAACGGCCAGUACUACUCUCAGACCUCACCGUCAAGAUCAGCUGCCUGCAAGACCUACCUCCACACCAUGGCAGAGUCCUGCUCCCAUGACUGUAACUCUGCCCUCAUUCAAGCAUCUUGCUGAGACUGCCGAUCGGUCAACUCUGCAGUACACGCGUGCUCCCUCGAUCGGAUUUGACUAUAUUCCGGUCCCUCUGAUCAAGACUGAGUCCAUGUAUGUCUCGCCUCCCGAAUCAAUAGCUUCGCCUACGCCCUCGGCGUCCAUCUCACCAGCAAUACGCAAAGCUACUCUACCAAGCAACAAAGCUGCCAAGAGACAAAGUCCGCCCCGUAUGGUAGAGAAGAGGAGCAAAUGUACGAAGCGACAGGGCUGGACUCUGAAAGCCGAGGCGCAGGACCAGGCUAACAACCAACGCCUCGAUGAGAUCCAGCGCGCUUUCAGAGAUGGUACUCAGGUUCCUCUUAUCAGCGGCGCUGUUCCGGCUGAUGCCGGUAAGACUCAAAUCUUCCCACGUUUCGAUCACGCCCGCGCAACACGUGAGAACGAACGGGUCAAGAUUCAGACUGGCAGCAGCGAUGGUAACAACAGGCACAACUUAGCCCAGACACAUCUACGAGCUGAGAAGGGAGACUCCAAGAUGAAGCUUCAGCGUCUUCUGGUCAAUGGCAUUGGCUGGAGAGGUAAGAAGCUUCAGACAAAGGUCAACGCCAGGAGUAGCGGCAUGCUGUACGAGGAAAAGGAGCUUCUUCAAGCCGACACCCAGUACAAUGCGCUCAACACCAUUGUGAUGCAGAAGCUGUUCGGACCAGAGGGUAUGCGUCAGCUAGGUGCCCUCCUUGACUUGUUCGAGCCAGACGAUGUCCAGCCGGCAGAGGUGUUGAGAAGCACGCUUGACGACGACAAGACCUAUGAGUUCAAGCAACAGGCGGCGAGAAUUGAGGUCAUUGCAGAGGCAGGAGACCCGCUAGGUCUGAAACACAUUCACAGCGAGGAGCAGCUCAACGGCAUUGUCAGGCAGAGGCUGCUUCCCCUGGCCAAUCCUCUCGGCAAGGCAUUCUUGCAACAGGCGUUUCCCAAGCCUGGAGAGGCUCGGGCCAGGAUGUGA